This is a messenger RNA of Peronospora matthiolae, 174 nucleotides long. NCBI's taxonomy places the organism in Eukaryota, Oomycota, Peronosporomycetes, Peronosporales, Peronosporaceae. The record is from the annotation of a GenBank genome assembly.
AUGGCGCGCGACCCGGCGUCCGGCAUACGUCUCACGAGCCACCGGCGCACGGCGUGCGUGUCUUGCAUAAAGGGCAAGCAGACGCGCAAGGCGCAGCCAAAGCAAGACAGCGGCGUGAUCUGUUUGAAUCUGAAGGGUCUGAUGACGCCUCAAGAGCACCUCAAGAAUCGAUAG